GCUCAUAAAUAUAUCAAAUUUUUCUCUCAAACCAAAUUGUUUCUUCUUUUCUUCUCAUACUCUUCGCUCUACCAAGUUUGUUCUAUCAUAGAUUAUAUAGAUUAUAUAGAUAUAGAUAGGUCCAACUUUCAUCGAAAAUUUUUCGUUGUAUGCGAUUAAAGCGCAAGAUUACAUUGAUGUAAAUUGUGAACUAUAUAUUGUUGGAAAUUUCUUGUUUGGUUCAAGAUUUGGGUUUGUUGCAUUCAAGGGUGCCUAUGCUUCUGUACUCGACCUGAUCCAUUGCCUCAUGGAUCCUUUUGAUGAUCUUCUACCCGAGGCUCCUGUUGCACGCAUUCGGCCGGGUGCCAAGUUUGUUCCUAAGGCCAAAGCGAAACAGCGGCCACGAAAGGAAGUACCUUCGUCGGAACAUGCAACCUCAUCUAAAGAUGAACUUACUGGGAAUGAAUGUGAAAAUGCAAUUGCUUCAACGCUAAGUGCGCCAGCGGAAGACUUUCCAAAUUCUGAAAGUGGAAAUCUUGAACAAAUUAGUGUGGAGGGAGAUAGUGCGGCCUUGGUGGGUGGUUCCACAAUCACAGCAUCUGAAAUUGGUGCUGGUCAGAAUUCUACAAACUUGUUAGAAUCAGCAUGUGAGGCUGAUCCAACAGAUUUUGACGGGGACUCAGUCACUAACUUCGUUUCUGAGACCAACGUCAGUAAUGGCACAACACAACCAGUUCACCCUGCUAAUGUUGUAGAAAACAAAUUGAAUAAUUUGGCUUCUCCAUUUUCAACUUGCUCAACCAUAGAUAGGAUGAAAGAACCCCCUAAAAAUUGGGAAGGUUCAUUUCUUGAUAUCAACAAAUAUGUGGAACUUAUUGACAACUCAUUGCAAUCAGGCACGGAUUUGGGCUUCAAAAGUGUUUCAGAUAAUAAAGUUUCAAUAAUUCAGACCGUUGAUUCAAAGUCAAACUUUGAGAAAGAACCAGAGUUAGUAUCUGCAGAGAUUGGAUUGGAUCCUUUCAGCGACAUCCUAGCUGAUCUUCCCACAAGGAAUGUUCAUAAAUUUAAACCCAAGAUUAAGCCACGACCUAGAGUGGGCAAUAUGCCGGCUUCUGCUUCAUCUGAUGUUGUGAUGGAAAAAUCUGUUGAGUUGCCUACUUCUUGCACAGAAAACUUUCAAUCUUUUCAGUCUAGUGGUGUACCAAACCAAUCAACCAGUUUACCUUUGCCAACGUCAGAGAUUCUUAGGACAAAUUAUUUGCCCGAUAAGUUUGGUGACAGCAAUAGCUUGGCAGCAGCAAUUCCUUCCCAAUUGGAUUCCCUAAAUGCUAUGCUUUUAGGGGACGCAGUUCAUAAUGGUACUAGGGAUUGGCCUUCUACCUUUGGUAAAUCAUCUGGAGAGGCUGCAGACAUUUUUUCUGGGUUGGAAUCCCUUGAUGACUUUCUCACCCAAGCUACUACAGAUACGGGAAAACCGGCUCUUCAUUCUUUCAAUGAGAAGGGUGCAGAGGAAAAUUUCGUCACACCUGCUUGUAGUUCUAUUAACUCCUUUGGGGAAUGUGAUACUACCCAAGUUCAAAGAUGUCCUGAAUAUCAUACACCAGAAGAUCCAGUAACCUUCCAUGAAGCUACUGUUCUCAAUGAGAGUGAUACUCACACUAACAAUAGAAUGUCGGAAACGGAGGAAAUUGUGGACUUGAAUCCCACCUAUCCAAGAGAUGAUGUUUUUGAUUAUCAAUCCAUGAAAUCUGGUGAAGAUCCAACUUCUGGAAUUCUGGUGCACGAAGACUUGACAAUUGCUGCUGACAGUUCCACAUUGGCUGAUUUUUUGCACGCAAAUGAUUCAAGGGAAAAAGAAAAUAAAAAGGAUGGCUCAGACUCAUGUUCUCUGAGGAAGAACAAAAGAUCUUCUAUUUCUGGUGAGGAGGAUAAUGGUGGUAAAACCUCAAGACAACGGAGAAAACUAGCAGCUUGCAAACCUAAAAACAGCUCAUUGAAUGAGGAGGUUGAAGAUGAUAAUGACCUUGACCCUCCUUAUCAUUCUAACGAACAUGAACUACAAGAAAAUGAUGAUGACUAUGAAGUCGAUCAUUCAUCAAAGAAGAAGAGAGGAUCAAAGAGAUCACAGAAGAAAUCUGUGGCCAAAAGUGGAAAAAUGUCUCAAAGGCGUAAGAAGGCUGAUGAUGAUGUACAAAAAAAAACUAAGGAACCUCCUAAAAAGUUCUCUCAUUCAACCCGACGAAAGAAAAGAUGUGUGGACAAGGCUCUGCUGGAAAUUCCUGAGGACGAACUUGAUCCUCGAACAUUGCCUAUGAAGGAUAUUAUUUUACUUGCAGAAUAUAGGGAGCGGCAAGCGAAAAAAGACGCGAUGACUUCGAAUACGUCUCCCUCCAAUCAAAGUGGUGGAGAUUCUCUUCAUGGGGCUGGUGCGUAUAAUGAACAGGAGUUCUCAGGUUCAGAAGAUGAUAGAGACCCAUAUGAUGAUCAAGACAAUGAAAGGAUUACAUCAACUCCCGCUCUAUGCAAUUACCAGACUUUCAUGGAAAAGACACCUAAGGGGAAAUGGUCAAAACAAGAUACCGAACUGUUUUAUGAGGCUAUUAGGGAGUUGGGUACAGAUUUUUCUAUGAUACAACAGCUUUUCCCUGAUAAAACCCGCCGUCAAAUUAAGUUGAAAUACAAGAAGGAAGAGCGGGAGCAUUAUUUACGGUUAAGAGAUGCUAUACAUAACCGUGCAAAAGAUCAUUUUCAUUAUAACUUGUUGAUUGAACGAUUGCAACAAGCUUCCACCAAGGCAGAGGAGGAGGUUGUGGACCUGGCAACGGGAACUAAUGAAGAGGCUGUGGAUGCUGCCACAGUUAAGCAUGAUGCGGAGGUUAAAGAACAGGAAGAUUCUGCGCCAGUUCAGAGUCCAGAGGAAUAUGAUGACAGUGAGGAUGACUCUCUAAAAUGGUCUCAGUAUAAAAGUCUCUAUUAGGGACAGAAUGAAAGUAAAUCAAUUUUAUCUCAUUUUAUUUUCAGAAUAGUUAGUGCGAAAUUCUUUUACUUGCUCAAAAUUUGUGAAAUCAUUCAUUUAAACCAUCCUCCGGUUCCAUUGUCCAGGGCCUCUUUUUCUCUUUUCAAUUUUGCAUGUAAUAUUGUACAUUUUUUUCUCCGAAAAAUGUAUGGUAAAUUAAUUCCUUCUA
This is a messenger RNA of Vigna unguiculata (cowpea), 3164 nucleotides long. RefSeq names its product Homeodomain-like superfamily protein. Gene Ontology annotation, molecular function: TFIIIC-class transcription factor complex binding. The record is from RefSeq and is a predicted model, not a curated record. Gene Ontology annotation, cellular component: transcription factor TFIIIB complex. Gene Ontology annotation, biological process: RNA polymerase III preinitiation complex assembly. NCBI's taxonomy places the organism in Eukaryota, Viridiplantae, Streptophyta, Magnoliopsida, Fabales, Fabaceae.